Molecule: messenger RNA, 3948 nt
Organism: Lampris incognitus (smalleye Pacific opah)
Lineage: Eukaryota; Metazoa; Chordata; Actinopteri; Lampriformes; Lampridae
Gene: tbl3
Product: transducin beta like 3
Exons: 23
Coding region: 108-2786 (892 amino acids)
Biological process (GO): endonucleolytic cleavage in 5'-ETS of tricistronic rRNA transcript (SSU-rRNA, 5.8S rRNA, LSU-rRNA); endonucleolytic cleavage to generate mature 5'-end of SSU-rRNA from (SSU-rRNA, 5.8S rRNA, LSU-rRNA)
Cellular component (GO): small-subunit processome; nucleolus; 90S preribosome
Molecular function (GO): protein binding; U3 snoRNA binding
Source: RefSeq, a predicted model, not a curated record
AAAACGUGUGGGAUCUGUGGCUCGCUGUCAAUUUGAGGUGGACAAAAUCGGUUGUCGAAAUUGUCCUUGCCACCAAAUAUUGACGUUCGGUUGGCCCUCUGAGCAAGAUGGCAAACCCCGGUCUUCGUUUUAAAACGAACUUUGCUGCCCAUAGCAAGAUUGAGCCUUUCUAUAAAGGAGGAAAAGUGCAGAUAAGUAAAGACGAGAAGUAUAUCUUUUGCACUUGUGGAUCACGUGUGAAUGUUUUAGAAAUCAGCACAGGGAAGGUUGUACACAACAUCGAGCAGGACGAUCAAGAGGACAUCACAUCAUUUGCCCUCAGCUUUGACGAUGAGGUCCUGGUGACAGCCAGCAGAGCUCUGCUGUUGAAACAAUGGGAUUGGAGGAGAGCUCAGUGUACUCGCUCCUGGAGGGCAAUUCACAAUGUACCCAUUGCUAGCAUGACCUUUGACCCCACCUCCACACUCCUGGCCACAGGUGGCUGUGAUGGCACUAUUAAACUCUGGGAUAUAGUGAAGCAGUACUGUACUCAUAACCUUAAAGGGUCACCUGGUGUUGUACACCUGGUCCAGUUCCAUCCAGACAUCAGCCUGCUGCAGCUCUUCUCCUCCUCUAUGGACUGUGGCAUCAGGCUAUGGGACCUGCGCUCCAGCAAGUGCAUUUGUGUACUUCAGAUCCACUUUAGCCUUGUCACUUCCUUAGCUUUCAGCCCUGAUGGAGAGACUAUGGUCAGCUCUGGCAGAGACAAAAUCUGUGCUGUGUGGGACAUGAAGACUCGCAGUACCAAGAGAACUGUACCAGUCUAUGAGGCAGUGGAGGGUGUUGCUUUGCUCCCUGACAGUGAGGAUUUAUCUCAGCUUGGUGUAAAGAAAAAGGACUUGCAUUUCAUCACAGCAGGCAGCAAAGGUGUAUUGAGAGUGUGGGAGGCCACCACAGGCUGUUGCGUCUACACCCAGGCUCUCCCCGCUGCCCCCACGCCUGGCUCUGAGGAGGGGGGAUUGGAGGACGAAGAUCCCCGGAGCCUAACCCACCUCCUCUCGCUGCCCACCACCUCCAGACUAGCCACGGUCACAGCAGAGCACAACAUAGUGUUCUAUCAGCUACCCGGAUUCACCACGCAGCAGCAGUUUGUAGGCUACAAUGAUGAGGUGCUGGAUGUGAAGUUCCUGGGGAAGGGGGACAGCCACAUUGUGGUGGCCACCAAUAGCUGUCAGCUGAAGGUUUUUGAGCUGCUCACCAACAGCUGUCAGAUCCUGUAUGGACACACAGAUACUGUCCUGUCAUUGGACGUGUUUAAAAAGGGCUCCCUCUUCGCUAGCUGCGCCAAGGACAAGUCUGUGCGUGUAUGGCGAAUGGACCGUGCCGAUGGCCAGGUGCACUGUGUGGCCCAGGGCUUCAGCCACGCCAAUGCGGUGGGCUCCAUCACAUGCUCCAGGAUGAAAGAGACAUUUAUAGUGUCGGGCAGCCAAGACUGUACAGUUAAGGUGUGGAACCUUCCUGAAGACAUCUCCACAGCAGUGGACAUCCACAAGCUGACUGCCCGUGUAACUGAGAAGGCACAUGACAAGGAUGUAAACAGCGUGGCCGUGUCACCCAAUGACAAACUGCUGGCAUCGGGCUCGCAGGAUCGCACCGCCAAGCUGUGGUCUUUAGUGGAGGAAGGCAGCCUGCCACUGAUGGGGGUGUUUCGGGGUCACCGGCGAGGGGUUUGGGUUGUCUGCUUCUCCCCCGUCGACCAGGUGCUGGCCACCUCCUCAGCGGACGGCACUACCAAGCUGUGGAGCCUGCAGGACUUCAGUUGCCUCAAGACAUUCGAGGGGCACGAUGCAUCAGUUUUGAAGCUAAUCUUUGUAAGCCGAGGGACUCAGCUGCUCACCAGUGGCUCCGACGGCUUGGUCAAGCUCUGGACCAUCAAGACCAAUGAGUGUGUAAAGACACUGGAUGCUCACCAGGACAAGGUGUGGGGUCUCCACGCCAGCCGCAAGGAUGACAAGAUGGUGACCGGGUCAGCAGACUCCAACAUCACCAUCUGGGAGGACGUGACAGAGGUGGAGCUGGCAGAAGAACAGGCCAAGCAGGAGGAUCAGAUACUCAAGCAGCAGGAAUUGUCUAACCUUCUCCAUAACAAGAAGCACCUGAAAGCCCUGGGCCUUGCCAUUUCCCUGGACCAGCCUCACACCGUGCUGAAAGUUGUUAAAGCAAUCCGUCAGGGUGAGGAUGGCUGUGAGCUGUUGGAGAGGACGUUGCUGAAGCUCCGACUGGACCAGAAAGAAUCCCUCCUGCGCUACUGUGUAGUGUGGAACACCAAUGCCAGGAGUUGUCACGAUGCCCAUGCUGUCCUCCAGGUGCUCCUCACGCAUCUGCCCCCUGAAGAGCUGCUGCAGUACCAGGGGAUGCGUGGCCACCUUGAGGGGCUCAUACCGUACACAGAGAGACACAUGCAAAGGAUUGGCCGUUUGCUGCAGGCCUCCAUGUUUAUAGACUACAUGUGGCAGAAGAUGAGAUUGACAGGAGCACCAGCCAGCAUUGACCAAGAUGAGGAAAUGGACACCACCCCUAUGAAGGAGACCCGGACCGUUUCCACGUUUGACAAGGGGUCCAAUGGGGCCAGAAAGGGGGAUGAGGUGAGGCAAGGAGAUGAAGAUGAUUUUGAUAGUGAUGACGGUGAAAGCAAGGAGGAGCGAGGCCCCCCACUGGAGGAAGAGGAUGACGACUGUAGGAUAAUAAGAAAGCUCAUGUCAAUGGCGGACUUGGAGAAAGUGGAGAAAAUGGUAAACGUCAAUUGACAACUACCAUUAUAGGAAGUGAAGAGAGCUUGGCAGAGGAAGAUUCUGAAGAAGAUGAAAGCGACUGCAGGGUAUUGAACAGCUGCCAAAAUAGUAAAAUGUCACCUCCUCUCCGCUCCAUCACAUAAUAAUAAUAAUAAUCAUUACAUUUAUAUAGCAUUUUUCUAGACACCCAAAGCGCUUCACAUUGAAGGGGGUAACUCACUUCAACCACCACCGAUGUGUAGCACCACCUGGAUGAUGCACGGCAGCCAUUUUGCGCCGGAACGCUCACCACACAUCAGCUUGAGGUGGAGAAGGAGGAAUCAUUAAGCCAAUUACACGGGGGGAUGAUCAAUCAGGUGGCCAAAUGGAGAGAUCCAGGUUGGGAAUUUUGCCAGGACACCGAUGGACCCUCUACUCUUUGCGAUAAGUUCCAUGAGAUCUUUAAUGACCACAGUGAGUCAGGACCUCGGCUUAACCUCGGUUUAACAUUAUAACCAGCUGACCGGGAUCAGCAGACCUAAGAGACGAUUCAUUCCAGUUGUGGAAAAGUUGAGGAAGCUCUCGACCAUGGACCCUUACGUGGAGCAACAGACUGAGCGUUUAGCAGUAUGGUUGCCCAAGUAUGCAGUCGAACAGGUGUGGGAUGGGCCUUAUAGUGAAAUAGCCUUGAAUAUGUCUGCCUAUAGAAGUCUCUUGUGUAAGUCCGGAAACCUUUUACCCGCCCUGCAGGGAAAUCCCACGUUUUGCCCCAAUUUUCUGAAAGCAAAACCAGUCAGCGUGAUCUAGUCUGUGCAAGUUAUCAAGUCACUGAAUUACAUUUUUCUUCAGUAAAAGCAGCAAGAAAGAAAGGGUGGAAUACAUUUUGUCUUUUUUGAAUUUGUUAAUACAAAUUUACCGUUCACGUAAUCCAGCAUAGCUAAAAAUGUAUAGCUCCUUCCGUAGCAGACGUCAGCAGUCUUGACUUGACGGUAGCUCUGUAAUGUUUUGUGGUCCCGUGGGCGCGGCUCAACGUGGGCGGAUGCAAAAAAAUAAACGGAGCGUUCUGGGGCCCCGUACCGCGCAGAAUCUCAAGACGAAACGGCCGGUCUCGAGCUAUGACCCUUCCAGAUUGUAGAGAACAAAACAAGAUCUCUCACACAACUGCGGAUUUUAGAAUAAAAUGUGUACUUUUUGGUAA